CCAAGAGGCAACAGAAAACAUGGUGCAUCAUUUAUCAUCACUAGAGCAAUUACAGGUCCUGCACUGUUUCUGCUUCGAUAUAUCUGGUACAGCCCUGCCAAGUUUUCUCUGCCCACUGGACUGGUUCGUCUAGUUAGUAAGCAGAUCAACUGGCACCUAGUACUUGCAAGCAACGGUAAAUUGUUAGCAGUCGUUCAAGACCAAUGUGUAGAAAUCAGGUCUGCAAAAGAUGACUUUGGAUCCAUAGUUGGAAAAUGUCAAGUGCCAAAGGAUCCUAACCCUCAGUGGAGGAGAGUGGCUUGGAGUCAUGAUUGUACGUUACUUGCUUAUGCUGAAAGCGCUGGAACAGUGAGAGUGUUUGACCUAAUGGGUAGUGAGCUUUUGGUCAUUUCACCGACAGCAAGUUUUCCAGGAGACCUGAGUUACGCUAUUGCUGGAUUGAUCUUUCUAGAAUACAAAGCAAGUGCCCAGUGGUCAGCUGAACUGCUUGUCAUUAAUUAUCGUGGAGAACUGAGAAGUUAUCUUGUAAGUGUUGGAACAAAUCAAAGCUUUCAAGAAAGUCAUAGUUUCAGCUUUAGCAGCUGUUAUGCCCAUGGAAUAACUACUGUCAUUUAUCAUCCUGGUCACAGACUCCUGCUCGUAGGAGGCUGUGAAACGGAUGAAGAUGGAGUAUCUAAAGCAACUGGUUGUGGGAUAUCUGCUUGGAGAGUUCUGUCAGGCUCUCCCCAUUAUAAACAGGUCACUAGUUACAAAGAUGACAUUAGAACAGUAAGUAUAGGAAUAUUAAAGAUUAUGAAUUUAAGAUUUUACAACAGGCGGGGAACAGAACAGGAUGGAGUUUUCAAGAUGAAUCUUUCUCCUGAUGGAGCUCUUCUGGCAGCUAUUCAUUUCUCAGGAAAACUCACAAUCUGGUCUAUUCCCUCCCUCAGACAACAAGGAGAAUGGGGCCAAACUGAUCAGCCAGGUUAUGAUGAGAUCAAUCCAGACUGGAGACUCUCUAGUGAAAAGAGAAAGAAAAUAAAAGAUAAAGAAUCCUAUUACCCAUUGAUAGAUGUAAAUUGGUGGGCAGAUAAUUCUGUCAUCCUGGCUCGCUGCUCUGGUGCAUUGACUGUGUCAUCAGUCAAGACGUUAAGAAACUUGCUGGGAAAGUCAUGUGAAUGGUUUGAGAGUUCUCCUCAGGUCACUUCAGCUCACGAUGGAGGAUUUCUAAGUCUGGAGUGUGAGAUAAAACUCAUUCCAAAAAGAUUGCGCUUGGAAAGCAGACCUGGUGAUGAAGAUGAGGGAGAAGAUGACUCUGACUCAGAUGAUGAAACUUCUGCUAAGGACAGAUACUUCAGCUACCUAAAGCAAGGCCUGUACUUUGUGACAGAAAUGGAACGAUUUGCUCCUCCGCGGAAACGUCCACGUACUAUUACAAAGAAUUUCCGCCUUGUCAGUUUGAGAUCCACGACUCCAGAGGAACUGUACCAGAGAAAGAUUGAUAAUGAAGACUAUGGGGAAGCUUUGUCUUUAGCUCAAGCAUAUGGCCUUGAUUCUGAUCUUGUGUAUCAAAGACAGUGGAGGAAGUCGGCUGUUAAUGUUGCUUCAAUUCAAGACUACUUGAGCAAAAUUAAGAAGCGUGCGUGGGUUCUCCAUGAGUGCUUGGAAAGAGUUCCAGAGAAUGUGGAUGCUGCUAAGAAGCUGCUUCAGUAUGGCUUGAAAGGCACAGACUUGGAGGCUCUUGUAGCCAUAGGAAAAGGAGAAGAUGGUGGCAG
Molecule: messenger RNA, 1754 nt
Organism: Antrostomus carolinensis (chuck-will's-widow)
Lineage: Eukaryota; Metazoa; Chordata; Aves; Caprimulgiformes; Caprimulgidae
Product: neuroblastoma-amplified sequence-like
Exons: 16
Biological process (GO): retrograde vesicle-mediated transport, Golgi to endoplasmic reticulum
Cellular component (GO): Dsl1/NZR complex
Molecular function (GO): SNARE binding
Source: RefSeq, a predicted model, not a curated record